UAAAUUCAUUUUGCUCGCUCCUGGAUUUGUCGGGUGUCUGUCAUCCAGUGUAAACACUUUGAUUGCAGGCCAAUAAAAAGCUUGCUGCUCGUUUGGCGAAAUAUGUCAGGCAUGUGUUGAAAUGCCAUUCUCAAUGGCAGCAAUGACUGUCGAUACUCAACUAGCGUGUAAUUCAGUUGCGAAUCGACAAUGGACAACUUCAAAGCAGAACUAAUGCUCAACCAGCACAGCGUUGUGCGCUCCAACAUGGAACCAUUAACUCAGCUGCAUACGAUCAACAACAGCUUCGUUUUGGACAUUGUACUGCGUCUCGAUCGCAGCAAGCAUUUCAAGAACUUUGUGUUCUUCAUCUCGGAGCAGCUGAAUCUCAACAAUGCAGGUGCCAUCGAGUUCUUUAGCAACUUCUGGCUGACAUUUCCAUAUGUGCCCAGAAUAUUCGUCAGACAACCAAUCGAAUCUGACAAAUCGAUCAGAGAUCUCAUAAGCACACCUUCGUUGGUGCUCGUCUGCACAACGAAUCGCAGUGAUCCCAUCAUGGACGUGGCAAGUCAGAGUCUUCGGGGAAUGCGUUGGCUAAAGACUAUCUUUGUGCUCUUUCCCAAGUUGCGAACGGACCAGGAUCACAGUGAAGCGCUCUCCUCACAGGUCAAGGAUGUGCUCGACUGGACAUGGACCAAACAGUUUAUUAAUACGUUUCUGCUAACCAUCAAGAAUAAUUUAUUUCUGCUUCAGCCAUAUCCAACGCCCAAGGUUGUGAAUAAAACACGCACCUGGCGCUCCAAACAUCUGUUCAAAGAUACCAGCAGUAUCAUCAACACCAAAGGAUAUAAGAUACGUACUCCCGUAUUCGAUGAUCUGCCACGUGUAUUCAAGGGAAUUGAUCAAAAGGUUUACGGCACGAGUGCCGAGUUCUUUAAGGAUUUCCUCGAGUUUAUCAAUGCCGAGAUUGUGGACACAAGCGCCAAUUUAAGUAUCAAAUCAUUCGACUUGCCCACUCUGCUGGAGCUGGUUGCUCAGGGUGUCUACGAGACAUUGAUACACUCGUUUACGGAUCUGAUUGGCAACUAUUCGGUGAGCAUUAGCUAUCCGCUUGGCAUCAACGACUGGUGCAUCAUGGUGCCCUACAGCAACGAGUCCUUCCAGGAGUUGUACGUCCGCGAGGCUCUGCAGAACAGCGUUUGGCUACUCUUGCUCUUGGCCAUUGCUUACAUGAGCUUCGCCAUCUGGCUGUGCUCCCCACAACGACCACGUGAUCUCAGUGGCGCUGUGCUUCAGUGCAUCUGCAGCAUUACAAACAAUCCGCCCUUGUCGAUCAUGAAACCAGCUACGCUGCGAAUGCGCUUUCUCUACGUGAUACUAUUCAUCAUGGGUCUCAACUGCUCCAACAUGUACAUCUCCAAGAUGGCCAGCUACUUGACUUCGGCACCUCAACCUCGACAACUAAACACGCUGCAGGACAUCAUUGAUGCGGAUCUGCGCAUCCUGGUGCAGAGCUAUGAGUACGAUCGUCUGGCGAGAUCACCGCAAACCUAUUCGCCACGCUUCUUGCAACAGGUGGACAUCGUCAAUGCUGAGGUGCUGCAGCAUCAUCGGGACAGGAUGAAUGCCAGUUAUGGCUUCUUUGUGCCCUCAGAUCGUUGGGAUUUCAUGAACUUGCAACAGAAGCACCUGCGGUGGCCCAUCUUUCGAUUGACAGAGAUCUGUUCGGGUCCCUUCUACCAUGUUUAUCCUAUGCACCUCGAUUCGCAUCUUCGCUCGCCGCAUCAGAACUUUAUCUUGAUUUCACAACAGUCUGGCCUGAAGGUUCACUGGAAACGUGAGGCUUUCUGGGCAGCUCUGCGCAUGCACUACUUUCGGCUAUACAUCGACCAGGAUGAACCAACGCCUCUUAGCAUGAGCUUCAUCUCUAGCAUGGUGCGCACCUGGUGUCUGGGUCUGGUGCUUGCCGGAUUUGCAUUUGUCUUUGAGAUGAAGUGGCAUGAGCUUAUGAGAAUUUACAAGCGAUUAAGGAGAACCUAG
This is a messenger RNA of Drosophila nasuta, 2019 nucleotides long. It is a transcript of the gene Ir56d, whose product is annotated as Ionotropic receptor 56d. NCBI's taxonomy places the organism in Eukaryota, Metazoa, Arthropoda, Insecta, Diptera, Drosophilidae. The transcript has a single exon. The record is from RefSeq and is a predicted model, not a curated record. Bases 190 to 2019 code for a protein of 609 amino acids.